This is a messenger RNA of Fusarium coffeatum, 1515 nucleotides long. RefSeq lists its product as uncharacterized. The record is from RefSeq and is a predicted model, not a curated record. Lineage: Eukaryota; Fungi; Ascomycota; Sordariomycetes; Hypocreales; Nectriaceae. The coding region runs from base 1 to 1515 and encodes 504 amino acids. The transcript has 3 exons. Gene Ontology annotation, biological process: transmembrane transport. Gene Ontology annotation, molecular function: transmembrane transporter activity.
AUGUCUACACACGAAAAGGAUAACAACGUCGCUCAGGCGUCUUCGGAAACUGCAGACUCAGAUGCUCCCGCUCCCGGUUUCCGUCCUAAAGGAUGGAUGUACAAGACUCUUCGCCUCGGACGUAUGGAGCUCUGGUACGCUUCGCCCAAGGUCCAGCUCUUCAUGGUCUCAAUUGUCUGUUUCUUAUGUCCCGGCAUGUUCAACGCCCUGACAGGUCUCGGUGGCGGUGGUCAGGUCUCCAACGAGGCCCAGGAUCAUGCCAACACUGCUCUUUACAGCACUUUUGCUGUCGUUGGUUUCUUUGCUGGAACUUUCGCCAACAGGCUGGGACUGAGGUUGACACUAUCAAUUGGUGGCCUCGGAUACUGUGUCUAUGCUGCUUCAUUCUUGUGCUACUCGCAUACCCAGAACAUGCCUUUCGUUGUCUUUGCAGGUGCUCUGCUCGGUGUUUGCGCUGGACUGUUGUGGGCUGCUCAAGGUUCCAUCAUGAUGUCGUAUCCUCCUGAACAGAGCAAGGGACGAUACAUCUCUUGGUUCUGGGUUAUCUUCAACAUGGGUGCAGUUAUUGGUUCUCUGAUCCCCCUCGCUCAAAACAUCAAUAAGAAAGCAGGCCCCGUGUCCGAUGGAACGUACGCUGCCUUCAUUGCCCUCAUGGCUAUCGGUGCUAUCCUCGCCCUCAUGAUUUGCGACGCCGACAAGAUCGUCCGCGAGGACAACACAAAGGUCAUCGUCAUGAAGAACCCUUCCUGGAGCACAGAAAUCAAGGGCCUCUGGGAAACCCUCUACGACGCCCCGUGGGUCGUCCUCCUCUUCCCCAUGUUCUUCUCCUCCAACAUCUUCUAUACCUACCAGAACGUCAACAUGAACCUCGCCCAGUUCAACGUCCGCACUCGUGCUCUCAACAACUUGCUCUACUGGCUUGCUCAGAUCUUCGGUGCUCUCAUCAUCGGUUAUGCCCUCGAUAUCUCCAGCGUUCGUCGCAGUGUCCGUGCGAAAAUCUCGCUCGUCGCCCUAUUUAUUUUGACCUUCGCCAUCUGGGGCGGUGGUUAUGCUUGGCAAAAGGAUCAGCGACCUCGCGAGAUCGCCAUGAACCCUGCCAAUGAAGACGACAAGGUUGACUGGGACGACGGUGCCAAGCGAUUCGUUGCCCCUAUGAUUCUCUACUUUUUCUACGGCUUCUUCGAUGCUGCUUGGCAAACCUGUAUCUACUGGUACAUGGGCGCACUCUCCAACUCUGGCCGCAAGACAGCCAACUUCGCUGGUUUCUACAAGGGUAUUCAGUCCGCUGGCGCUGCCAUCUUCUGGCGUAUGGAUGGCCUUGGCAAGCCAUUCGAUACCAUCUUUGCUGCAACAUGGGCCUGCCUCGGCGCGUCGCUUGUCAUCGCCGCUCCGGUGAUCUUCAUGAAGAUCCAGGACUCUGUCUCCAUGGAAGAGGACCUCAAGUUCAGCGAUGAGAAUAUCGAAGACGUUGUUGUCGCACCUACGAAUAAGAAGACAACAGACAUCGAAUCGUAA